This is a messenger RNA of Oncorhynchus mykiss (rainbow trout), 5161 nucleotides long. It is a transcript of the gene vkorc1l1, whose product is annotated as vitamin K epoxide reductase complex, subunit 1L1. Gene Ontology annotation, molecular function: vitamin-K-epoxide reductase (warfarin-sensitive) activity. The record is from RefSeq and is a predicted model, not a curated record. NCBI's taxonomy places the organism in Eukaryota, Metazoa, Chordata, Actinopteri, Salmoniformes, Salmonidae. Gene Ontology annotation, biological process: peptidyl-glutamic acid carboxylation; vitamin K metabolic process.
UAUUUAUUUAUUUUUGUAAUAUAUUAGAUUGGUCUCAGAGUGCAAGGACAUAGGGAGCUUCAACUCUUAGAUAGAGGUAUAGUUGUAAUUUUUUUAAAAUCAUAGUCCAGAACUAAGUCUAGCUGACCAGCAAUGUGAUAAAUACAAGUCAGACUGUUACAGGUAGGGUAUGGAAACAUUUUUGAUGCAAACGUUUAUAUCUACACAAACAUAUUUUCUGUAUUGGCAUUUGGCAGGCCAUUGUAAUGUAGACGAGGGGUGGCGAGACGGUGACACUUUGGUGACACGCCCCUGCCCUGGUGGUGUGGCACGUUCUGACGCUUUUCCACGUCGCAGUUCUCGUUGUCGCCAAUGGUAAGCGGUUGCGUGUACGACUCGAGCAAGGCCGGAGAAAGAUGGCGGCGCCCGUCCUGAGAGUGUCCACCCCUCGAUGGGAAAGAAUAGCCAGGCUCCUUGUUUGCGUCUUGGGUAUAUUGUUGUCCUUAUACGCCUUUCACGUGGAAACGGAAAAGUCUAGAGACACGAAUUAUCGGGCCAUGUGCGACGUGAGCAAUUCUAUCAGCUGUUCAAAAGUCUUCACCUCCAGGUGGGGUCGAGGAUUUGGACUGUUGGGCUCGAUCUUCGGAAACGACAGUGCAAUGAACCAGCCAAACAGUGUCUACGGAAUUGUAUUUUAUGUCUUUCAACUGUUACUAGGAAUCACCGUGAGUGCGAUGGCUGCCCUGAUCCUCAUGGCGACGUCCAUCCUGUCGGUGAUGGGCUCUCUCUACCUCGGCUACAUCCUCUACUUUGUCCUCGAGGACUUCUGCAUUAUCUGCGUCACCACAUAUGCACUUAGCUUCAUUCUCUUUAUGCUCAACUACAAGCGCCUGGUUUACUUGAACGAGGCCUGGAAGCAGCAGCUGCCGGUCAAACAGGACUAAGAUGAGGGGGGUGGGGUGGGGGGGGGGGGGGGGAGUUAAACAAAUUCCGUGAACUCUUGAACAGAACAUUUUGACUUGCCACCAGGAGACCUUGCUUCCAAAACAUUGUUUAUUAUGCUGUGUGUUUUAUAUAUAUAUAAAGAAACAGGAUGACUAGUCUGGGCCAGACAUCUCUCAAGUUCAUUGUUGCAUAAAUGGAAGGAUUUUCAAACGGGGUUGGGCGGGGGAUUCUCUUCGUUUCUCAUUUUCGUUUUUAUUUUUUUAUUUAUACCCUCACACAUAAUAAACAAGCAGGAAAGCAAAGGUAGAAUCCCAGUUCACUUCACUGUGAAAGAUGAGAGGACAGGACAUCCUUCUUGAACAAAAAAGGACCAGAACAUAGAAGGAAAAUUGGGACUUCUAAAAGGUGUAUACUUGAAAAUCGAUAAGAAGGUCCUGUUCCUGACCGGCUCCGGAGCCUAGCUGCAACGUCACUACAACCUCAGCGGAACUGAAUAAUGGGUCAGAAUACCAAAUGCAUGAUCGUGGAGAUUUAUAAUCGUACAGUUGGCAGCAUAGCUAGGAUAACAUGAGAGCCAAACCGGUUAGCAUCCUACAGCAUACAGAAUAGUUUGUUUUGUUUUUUUUUCUCUCAAUGUUUACACUUUACAGCAGGUUUUUGUUUGUGUCUUUGAUAGUACCACUAAUAUUAAACAUGGGAGACUGUGAGCAACUGUGUGGAAAUCAGUCAGAAUUGUAUUUUUUUUAAUAAUUUUUUUUUGAUUCUGUAAAUAGCUGCUGAGAAAUUUUCCAGGUUAGAUUGUGAUUUAGUGUUGACAUAGACUAAGUUAAAAAAUAAUAAUAAAAAACAUGUUUCGAAAGAAAUCACAAAAUAAGAAAAAGAAAAAAUAAGAAAAAAAAAAGUCAAGUUGUCAUCUGGGUGAAUUAACUCCGUCUGAAGACGUUUUUGCAGUCGGUGUGCCACGUCUUAACUUCCUGUAACCCCAAGCCAGGCAUGCUGCAUAGACUUGCGUGGAUUCAUGUGUUCACUAAUCAGUUUCUUUCUCAGAAGUCUUUCAUUAACUCACCGAGGUCACAAAGCAGAUAUGAUAUGUGCACUCUCAAGAGUCUUCAGAGCAGGGUUGUGUUCAUUAGGCAACGCAACGUUUUCAUAACGUUUUGCACUGGAAAAUGAAAAUGUGCGUUUCUUAUAGACUGGUUAGCUGACGUCACGAAAACAAUGCACUUGCUUCAAUGGGGCAGAAGGCAGCGUGGUGGUGUGAUUCUGGAUGGCCAGAUACAAUGACAUGAAGCUACCAUGAGGGGAAUCGUAGGUGGCUUGUUUCAGUUGGUUUAACCAACGACUGUAACAAUGUACUUAUGUUUUCAAUAAACAAUGACGACAAUAUAGUUUGUGUUAACAAACAACCCCGUCAGUUUUGUUGCUAAACAACCAACCCGUCUAUUGUCCAGGUAGUACCCCGUUUCAGUUUAUUAUUUUCUUUCUUAUCUGGUGCCUAAUGUACAUGACCCUAGUUAAUUUAUUCUCUGCCAAGAUGAAGUCUUUGCUCUCCGUGAACUUCCCUGUCUUGUCGUUAUGUGUAAAAAGCAUUCCUGGACACACACUACUGUACCACUGGGGGGUCCAUGUAGACUUAUGUGCCUGAAAGAGAAGUGAAUUCCCUUUAUUUGGUUGGGUGGAGGGGUAUAUGUAAAUGAGACGUGAAUUCCCUUUAUUGGUUGGGUGGAGGGGUAUAUGUAAAUGAGACGUGAAUUCCCUUUAUUGGUUGGAGGGGUAUAUGUAAAUGAGACGUGCAUUCCCUUUAUUGGUUGGAGGGGUAUAUGUAAAUGAGACGUGAAUUUCCUUUAUUGGUUGGAGGGGUAUAUGUAAAUGAGACGUGAAUUCCCUUUAUUGGUUGGAGGGGUAUAUGUAAAUGAGACGUGCAUUCCCUUUAUUGGUUGGAGGGGUAUAUGUAAAUGAGACGUGCAUUCCCUUUAUUGGGUGGAGGGGUAUAUGUAAAUGAGACGUGAAUUUCCUUUAUUGGGUGGAGGGGUAUGUGUAAAUGUUUCACUUAUUUUUUUCCUCAUUGUCUCACCAUUGUUACAAACCCAUUGCUUUUUUUGUUUUGUAUUUACUAAAUUGUAUACUUAAGGCCAUUGGUGUCUCCCUCACCCCUUGUGUAUAGCGCAAUGAUACGGUAGCACAGGCUGCCAAACAGUGAUCGUCUGUCAGCUCAAGGGUGGCAGUAGUAGGCCAGCCAUUCAGUUAGGCAUGUUUGUAGGUUAAGGUUGUCGAUUAUUUUUUUUUUAAGUAGUAAGGUUCAGUCUCUCUCUGUGGAACAACAGCACUGUAGCUACAGUUUUUUGGGGAAGGAAACCUCUCAGUAUUGGCCAAAGUGUGUGAUACAACCCAAGGCAGUUGGAUCAUCGCGAAGCAGAAUAGCCGACAGAUCAUGUUGAAGCCCUUCAAACCUGAUGUGUAAGUUACUAUUCACAUUCAUGGACAGUGGAACAUCCCUUGGCUCACGUUGAACAAUCUCGUUGAUACUGUUUUAGAUGGGCACUCAACAUUGUCACAUUUCUUUUUUUACACCAGUUGGCAAUUUCCUAAUAAAGGAGCCAUUGUUUCCGUAUGGCCGAGGUCUAAACAAAGAUGGCUGAUGACGCAAAUGACUGCUUCCUGUUAAACCAUGCUAGGUCAUCAGUUGUACACGCAUGAUGGAAUAUGAGGUACUUAUGGGUUACACAUGGUUUGCAUUGUAACUCACUCACUAGCGCUGCACAAGGUAUUUGACACAAGAAUAUUGGUAUUGCCUGUUGCAUCCGAAUUUUAGCAGUGGAACACCUGAGGUCUUUGGGACGAGAUGCCAUUUUGUGCAUGAUGACAAGGUCUAAACCUCCAACUCCCAGAGUUUGACUUACAGUCUGGUUGUACACUAUAGACUUUGCUAAGGGGUUACUCACAGAGCCCAUGUUGGCAGCAUUCAUAUAGGUCCUAAUGUUGGAGCAACAAACUUAAACAGGUGUAAUAAUAGUUCCAGAGAUGUAUGGGUGGAGUGUUUGGCUUUAAGUCACACACGUCAAAAGUCCUUAAAAGAAGCUUGCUGAAUGUGUUCCUAUCGCUAACCUGCUGGAUAAGGAGUCAACACAUUUUAAAAAUGUUUUGAUUUUAUUCAAGUCAAAUUAGAAGAUAAAACACGUAUUAAUCAACAGAAAUACAGAUAAAUGUAUAAUGCAGCCCUCGACUCAUUUUAAUCCGCGUGUCCUGUUCAGAAAGUGAUUCUAAAAAUGUCCCUAGAUUUAGAACCAUGAGUCAUGUUCACCUGCAUUAACAAAUGCCUUCUGUUGGAUCACUGGGCCUUUUCACAGUUAAAAGAGACACAGUAAAAUAAAGUCUGGUGACUGUGAUUGGCUCUCUUGCUUGCCUUUCUAAACAUGUAUUUCUGAUCAUUGGACCCUCCCCCCACAGCACUCUGUAGAUCGCCUGGGUGCCAGUCUGUUUCUGCCGUCUUGCCAACUUUGAAAGGAAAUGUCAUGGCUCGGCAAGAGCACUAACUGAUCAGAGACCAGGGGUGUAAACAUGCAGAUUCUUUUGCUAAGUACUUUUUUUCAAAAAAACGUAAAGCGCAAACAAGUUUCUAUUGGACAAAUUCAGAUAGAUCCCUCCCCGUGUCGGUUACCAUUUGGUUUCUGUAAUGAAUAAACCACGUGAGAGGUAAAAAAAAAAAAUGACUCACCGAAAAGCCCUGUCUUGUAUUUAAAACGGACAGUGUCUACUUUAUUUUCAAUAAAUGUUCAUCUUUAAUUUCUGUCGUUAGAGGUCACUUGUUUCUGCUAUAAUUAUUAUUUUUUUUGUCUGAAUUACAAGGGAAAUCAUUUGUAUUUCUCCUUAUUUUGUAUGAAUGGGCUCUCCAUUGGUCACUACAUCUUAGCUGUAUAGACUUAACAUUUCUGGGUUAUUUCAGAACGAGGGAUGUCCACGUGUCAGCAUCAGUUUGUUUGUGGGAGGGAAUACUGUAGGUUUGCUUCUGCAUUUGACAAAUACGUUGACAAAUGCUGUAUUUUCAUACACGGGAAAAAAAAGUAUUAUGUGAAUGGUAGGUUGAAUGGGUACAGAGAAACGAAUCGAAUGAAAUCCACUAUUUGCUUUACCUUGUGAGAAAACUGUUCCGAAAGUUGACAUUAACAGUGAACAUUUUAAAAUGGGGCUCAUUGUCAUGUGGAAAUGGUCUACCAUUAAAAAACAUUCCAUCUGAAGU